This is a messenger RNA of Liolophura sinensis, 6422 nucleotides long. RefSeq lists its product as uncharacterized. The coding region runs from base 538 to 6261 and encodes 1907 amino acids. Gene Ontology annotation, molecular function: calcium ion binding. The transcript has 40 exons. Lineage: Eukaryota; Metazoa; Mollusca; Polyplacophora; Chitonida; Chitonidae. The record is from RefSeq and is a predicted model, not a curated record.
GUUUGAUAUAGGCUGUACUGCUCUCUGUACGUGUGUGAAUCCAGGAGAGAUUGACUGCGACAACACCGUACAGUGUCAUGAGCAUGGAGAAUGUUACAUCAUGCCGAUGGUUCAAGUAACUGUAGAUGUGCAGCAGAUUCAAGGGAUCAGGAACAGACUGUUAUGAUGAGGACGAGUGCUCUUGAGUCAGCAUAAGUGUGAUCAGUUUGCCGCUGUGUGAAUCAGCACGGUGGCUAUGACUGUGUAUGUGAAUCAGGAUUCACUGGGGAUGGAUUUACCUGUGAAGAUGUAAAUGAAUGCUUGGACGGAACAGACUUGUGUUCACCGUUUGCUGAGUGUAGGAAUGAUGAAGGAUCAUAUGUUUGUGUAUGCUUGGAAGGAUACACUGGAGAUGGCAGAGUGUGCACAGAGAACAAACCCAAGGAGCCAGAGAAGCCUGUGGAGUGCUCAGUCUUCCAGAAGGAGCUGUGUGUGGAAUCUGCUGACUGUGUCCUCCUACCUGACGAGUCAUCAGCCUGUGUUUGUCCUGAGGGAGCCAUGGGAGAUGGGUUCAAGGGAGAGGAUGCCACAGGGUGUAGAGUCCCUGCAUGUCCCCCUGGGUUCAUCAAGCAUCUAGAUGGGUGCUAUUCAUUCAAAGAAACUCCAAAAACAUUUAGUGAUGCGAGAAAACAGUGCCAGUCUGAGGGAGGUGACUUGGCUUCCCUCAUUAAUGAUCGUGACAUAGAGUUUGUCACACAGCAGAUGAUAUUACUUGGACUGACAGGCCAGUUUUGGAUUGGAUACACAGAUGCUAAAAUGGAUGGUAUUUAUGUGUGGGUGGAUGAUUCAGCAUCUGACUUCCAAAACUGGGCAGAAGGAGAGCCUAAGGAGGAAGGCAAAGCAACCAGGGAUUGCGUUGCUAUGGGAGACACAUCUGAGUACAAGUUCACAACACACAGUUGUGAACUCCAAGCUAACUUCGUCUGUCGAAAACCGCUCCAGCUAACGGCAUGUCCGCGGGGAUGGUACAUGUACGAAGGAGAGUGUUACCACUAUUUCCAGUUCGAGCUGAGCUUUAUUGAAGCAUACCUCACUUGUAUUGUACAUGCAGCGGACCUCAGUUCUAUCUUAUCUGAGGAUGAAGAAGACUUCAUCUAUGAGGACUUGUUGGCUGACGUGAACGGGACCGCCAAGAUGUGGAUUGGAGCUGUACAAGGCUUCCCAGAUUCAUCUGCUGGAACCUUUGCAUGGACAGAUGGAGAGCAACUUGAUUACACCAACUGGGCAGAGGGUCAGCCACUGUAUCAGGGCUCACCCAGAUGUGUGUUUCUGAAUGAGAAAAUGGAGUGGAACGCUGUUGUCUGUGACACCAAGUACAACUAUAUCUGCAAGCGCAACCAAAAAGUGAAGGAACGCUGUCCUGAGGGCUCAAUCAGAAUAGGACUGAACUGUUAUAAGGUCAUACUGAAACCUGAACCCCAGCCAGACGCAGAAGAAGAUUGUAGGAAAAUGGGCGGAGGACUGGUCAGCAUUCACUCUCAGUAUGAACAGUAUGUUAUCGGCCGGUACCUUGAUAGCCAGACAGAAAUACUAAACCCAUGGAUAGGAUUUGUGGAAAGAGGUGUUGAUGGGGAAUACAGCUGGUCUGAUAAGUCUGAGGUGAACUACAAAAAUUGGGGUAAUAAACAACCCAGUGACAAAGUGGACAAGAAUAAUUGUGUGCUUAUGGUGAAGCAUGACAAUUACCAGUGGAAUGAUCAGAACUGUGAACAAGAACUGCCCUAUCUGUGCGAGUACCGAAACACUCCCUGUGUAUUUGAUGAUGUUUGCCAUGAAAAUGCUCAAUGCAGUUUUGGACAGUGCCGCUGCAAGAAGGGAUUCAUGGGAGAUGGCAGAGAUGCCUGUGCAGACAUUGAUGAGUGUAGUGAGGGUGACCCAUGCCCAGAUGGAGCCAAAUGUGUGAAUCGUGAUGGGGGGUACGAGUGUGAAUGUCAACCAGGUUUUGUCAGAUCGGGAGACCAGUGUAUAAGUCUGACAAAGUGUAAGACGGAUGCUGAUUGUAAUACCCUGGGCGAAUGUAAGAACGGCAACUGUCAGUGUCAGAAGGGCUACAAGGGAGAUGGCAAACAAACAUGUGAAGAUGUAAAUGAGUGUGAAGAGGAGACAUCUGAGUGUAAUCCCAAUGCUGAUUGUCAGAACAAACGAGGUGGCUAUGAUUGUGUCUGUAAGGAUGGCUACAUGGGAGAUGGCAUUGCCUGUAUAGGGUUACCACGUAACUGUGAUGAGGUGAGACUACAGAACCCAGAGUCUAAGAGUGGCUCCUACAAAAUAGACCCUGAUGGACCUGGAGGCAUACCACCAUUUACUGUUGCCUGUGUGAUCAGACCAGACAUAGGAAUUACUGUCAUCCCAAGUAACUCUCAGAGUCCGAAAGCUGUGAAGUCUCCAGAACCUGAGAAGAAAGUAGUUAAAUACCGCAAAACUGAUGAGCAGAUAGCAGCUGUGAUAGAUGUGUCAGAGUUCUGCUACCAGAAUGUCUUGUACAAGUGUAGUAAUGGAGCCAAACUACAAGGUGUGGGAAGCUGGACCAAUAAGGAUAAUGCUGACAAACCCUUUGACAAGUGUUACUGUGGGAUGCUGGGUACAUGCGCCAAUCCAGGCAGCCAGUGUAACUGUGACGGAACUCCAAUGAGAGAUCAGGUGGAUGAGACUAAGAUCAUUGACAAGACUCAGCUGCCUGUGAAAGCCUUUACUGUUGGUGGGGUGAAUAAAGGACAGAAGGCAGCGUCCUCUGUGGGACCUCUCAUGUGUGGACCCAAACAGUUUGAUAUUCCCCUUGAUUGUGACGAUGCUCUCAGGAAUUAUGGUCAGAAGAGAAAUGGUCCUCAGCUAAUUGAUGUGGAUGGCCCAGAUGGAGAUGAGGCUGGAAACCUGGAACCUUUUGUGGCUGAUUGUGAUAUGACAUCUUAUCCCAGCACAGGGGUCACCAUCAUCCCCAAUACGCUUCCAGAGGAGAAUAAACCAGAUACACCUGGUGAAAUUCCUGUAGAGUAUCCUGUGAAACCAGAGGCAGUUAAAAAACUGACCGAAACUUCCAAGUUCUGUUCUCAGGAAAUGUCUUACACAUGCACGAACUCUGGUUUAAUGGGCAAAGACAGUUUCUGGUCAGGCACAGAUAAGAAGAAGAGAACAUACUGGGCUGGUGGCCUGGGACAGGAGAAGAUGUGUGGGUGUGGGGUGACAAAGUCAUGCGAGGACCCCAAGGUCAACUGUAACUGUGACAUUGCUGAUGGCAAAGAGAGGAAAGAUUUUGGUCUGAUCAUCAACAAAGCUGAUCUUCCUGUGGGAUCCGUGACUCUGAAGGAGGUAGGAGGAGACAAGAAAGGCUCAUUGUCCGUGGGGCCUCUGAUGUGUGGACAGAACCAAUUUGGUAUUGAGCCUACGUGUCAGCAGUAUAGAGAGAAGGGCUACACGGAUGACUACACCUACCUCAUUGACCCAGACGGACCGCCAAGGAGAGCUGAUGAGCCAAUAGUUUCCACUGACAGUGGAGGUGGGAAUAAUUUGGCCCCGUUCCCUGUUAUUUGUGAAAUGAUAGAUGACAAGCCUGUUGGAAUCACCACUGUGGGACAUGACUCUGAGAAACCGACCAAAGUUGAUGAUGCUGAAGAGCCAGGAUCUUACACCAAACCUGUGACUUACAAUGAGGCCAGUCCUGAGCAGUUGGCAGCUUUGGCAGAUCACUCCUCGUACUGUACGCAGGAGAUGGCUUACAAGUGUAAACAGGCGGUCAUACACAACAUAGAUGACCCAAAGAACCCCAUUGCCUACUGGAUAGGAAGAGAUGGAAAGAAGCUGCAGUACUUUGCAGGAGUCGGUGGUUCCAUGUGCCAGUGUGGUAUUGAAGGGAAUUGUGAAGGGAAGGAUGUUGUGUGUAACUGUGAUGCUGAUCUCCCCAAGGAAGUGGUUGACAAGGGUUUUCUGUCAAACAAAGAUGAUCUACCUGUACUGAAACUGGCGUUCGGGGACACAGGUGACGAUGCCAAUGAUUUAGGGGAGCAUACUCUUGGAAAACUUAGGUGUUUUGAGGUGUUUGAGACUUGCUACCACAUGCAGCAGUUCUACAAGAAGCGCCCUCACAAUGACAUGCCACCCAAUGGAAGGUACAUGAUUGACCCUGACGGCCCGCAAGGACAGGAUCCCUUUGAAGUCUAUUGCCACUUCCCAAGAACCAUUGUAGACAUAGAAGCUGGAAACUACUAUGCUUUGCCGGAUGUUCCUGAAAACCGUGGACCAGGGGCUCAGUGUUUCAAACCACAGUAUGCCAAUGCUAACAAAGAACAGUUGGAGGCAUUGACAGAGAAAUCUGGAUUCUGCAGACAGUUUGGAAAGUUCACAUGUCAGCAUGCGUCGCUAACUAAGAAUGCUUUCUGGAAGUCCAGUAAUGGAGAGAAACAGCAAGGCUGGGCUGGUAAUGCUGGAGGCGACAAAUGUGCAUGUGGAGAAGUGGGCAAAUGUCAGGGAGGUGGAGCCUGUAACUGUGACAUUAGUGACCAAGAUCGUAGACAGGACCAGGGCCUCUUCAUCGAAAAGAAGUUGCUUCCUGUCUCAGAAAUCUGCUUUGGCCUGGAUGAGAAGGAUGUCCCAGAGUCAGAGACACGAUUUGCAGAGUACUUUUUGGGAUCCCUUGAGUGCAGCAACACACAGUUUGGUAUACCCAAGGACUGUCAAGACUUGAGAAACUCCAAGACUCCUGGGGAACCCAUUUUCAGUGAGCCUUGGUUGAUCGAUCCUGACCAGCUAGGACCUCUGCCACCAUUCCCUGUUUACUGUGAAAUGCUAAAAGGACCCCCUAUUGGCAUAACAGUAAUAGAGCCCAAGGCUGAAAAACCAGAGGAAAUCCCAGCUGCAGGCAAAGACAUUCCUGUAGAGUAUAAGUCGUCCACCACAGAGCAGCUGAGAGCCCUGACGGAGGUCUCAGAAUACUGCACCCAGGAAAUGAGUUACAUCUGCAAAGACGCAGCUCUCAAAUUGGGAGGAGAGUUUGGGGCCUACUCUAGAGAGGGUCAAGCUUUACCAUACUGGGCUGGAAACUCAGGAGGUAAAGAUGGCUGUAAGGGUGGUAAGUGCCAAUGUGACAAGACUGAUGGGAAGGAAUAUACCGAUGGUGGCAGCUUGCUGGACAAGAAAGUCCUCCCAAUAUCCAGAAUUAACAUCGCGGCAACACAGAAGGGGACUCGUAAACUCAAAGUAGAGGAUCUACGCUGUUUUGCUUUGUUCAAAACCUGUCAUGAAAUCAAGGUGGCUGGCCAGGACAAGAAUCCAAACUGGGAUGGUCGCUACGGAAUUGAUCCUGAUGGCCCCGGUGGUGUCGAGCCUUUCUCUGUGGACUGUGACUUCAGAACCAACCCAGAGAUUGGAAUUACUGAGAUACCAUCCGAUGCUGAAGAGGACAUACCUGUUGGGGAAAAAGCAUUGAAACAACCUGUCAGUUAUAAUGAAGUUACCCCUGAACAAGCUCAUGAGCUGGCACAGGCUUCAGAAUUCUGUCUGCAGGGUAUGAAAUACAAGUGUAAGAAGGCUGCCCUCAUGGGAGCUGGCGGAGCUUUCCUGGGCUAUGAUGGAAAAGAGUCGACCAAGUUUGCUGGGGCUGACAAUGGGGACAAGGACGGUUGUGCCUGUGUGGUACUGGGUACCUGCCCUGACAAGAAAAAGUGCAGGUGUGACGCUGUGGGCCCCAUGGAAGCAGAGGAAGGAGACUUUGUGACAAACAGAGACAUCUUACCUGUCACUGGUGUAAAAUCUGACGGAGUGACUGAGGAAGGAGCAGAGGCUUCCUUCUCAGUGGGCAACCUCAGGUGUGGACCCAAGCCAUUCGAUCUGCCUGAGGAUUGCCAGCAGGCUCUAGACUGGGGUUACAAGACAGGAGAAGCCCUGAUCUGGCCAGGCAGGGAAGUAGACCCCUUCCUGGUUAUGUGUGACAUGGAUACCAAUCCUGGCAAAGGUAUUACCAUUGUACCAACUAAUGUGGAGGAUGCACCUGUUAUUGGGGUGACUGACAUCCCUGUGAAAUAUGACGGAGCCAGUCCAGAACAGAUCAAAGCUCUCGUGGACGAGUCAGAAAAGUGUCUGUUACCCAUGAAGUAUGACUGCUCAGCUACCAAGUUUUCGAAUGCGUUUUCGAUGGUGACCCCAGAGAAGGAGGAUGUGAAGUUCUUUGCUGCAGGUCGCAAUAGUGGGAUGUGUAACUGUGGAGAUCAGAAGAGAUGCUGGGGGCGAUGAUGGCCGGAAGGAAAUGGAGAAGAGGAACUGUAACUGUGAUGUGGGAGACACCAAGUGGAGGAAGGAUGCGGGUAUCUUUGGUCUACAGGGGGAGAUGCCGGUCAAGUCUAUCAAGUUCCAGUUACAGGGUGGUGUUACCGCCCAGGGCAAACUGACACUAG